This is a messenger RNA of Chondrus crispus (carragheen), 327 nucleotides long. RefSeq lists its product as hypothetical. The transcript has a single exon. NCBI's taxonomy places the organism in Eukaryota, Rhodophyta, Florideophyceae, Gigartinales, Gigartinaceae. The coding region runs from base 1 to 327 and encodes 108 amino acids. The record is from RefSeq and is a predicted model, not a curated record.
AUGGAUCCACGACCGCCACGCUCAUAUUGUAGCACCCUCGCACUGAAAGCAAUAUCUGUAGUUACCGGCUUAUCGCGGAGCAUCCCCGAGCCGCACGCAGAACACGCUGCUCACAUAUCUCGAUCGUCUCUCCGAAACACGUGGCAUCAAAGCCCCCCGCUACUCCCGCAGCAUAUCCAACUUUUCCAACUUUGCACAGCUCUCCACAUUUCGGAAGCGGAAUCUUGGCGUCCUCCGGGAGGAACCCCCCCGAAUUGCGUGAUCGGAAGCCAUAUCGAAUCUAACUUUGACUCGUUGCUUCCUUUCGCGUGUACGUGCAGCAUUUGA